Molecule: messenger RNA, 2481 nt
Organism: Pangasianodon hypophthalmus (striped catfish)
Lineage: Eukaryota; Metazoa; Chordata; Actinopteri; Siluriformes; Pangasiidae
Gene: slc35c1
Product: solute carrier family 35 member C1
Exons: 3
Coding region: 411-1460 (349 amino acids)
Biological process (GO): protein O-linked glycosylation via fucose; GDP-fucose import into Golgi lumen
Cellular component (GO): Golgi apparatus
Molecular function (GO): antiporter activity
Source: RefSeq, a predicted model, not a curated record
CUGGACCUGGGAACAGUUAAGAGCAGCUGAUCAGGAGACCUAAGAGAUCUAGGAAGAGCUUGUUUUAUAUGCUUAGCACUCAUGUGGCUUUAAAACAGUGGUAGAGUAUAUUCGCUCGAGGUCACACCAUGCAUGCGGACGAUCCUCAAACUUGAAACUCACGACCGAUUGACUCUGAGGUUAGUCUGUUCAUUGCUCGAUUCUCGUUUGCACAUGUGCCCUGUCAGGAAAGUCCAGUUUUGUUUUUUUUUUUUGCACAUUGUGGUUACCUGGCUGCUAUGUGGAGGAGGAGGAGGAGUUUAAAUAUUACAAUCACUUCCUUGUUCGACUCACAGAACAACUAGAAGGCACCUCAUCCUUGACUGAACAAUCAAGUAAGGACUCAACUGAAACGCUCCAGGAUUUUAAAAAUGGCUCUGAGCAACUCCGAUCCCACGGAUCAGGACGGGGAAAAGGAGCCAUUUCUCCUGCGGGCAAUAAAGAUCGCAUUUGUGGUGGCUUUGUACUGGUUUGUGUCCAUCACCAUGGUGUUCCUGAACAACCACCUGCUGGACAGUAAAGAGCUGGACGCUCCUCUGUUUGUCACGUUCUUCCAGUGCGUGGUGAGCGUGGGGCUCUGCUGCAUCAUGAGCCUGGGGGCCUCUUUAAAGCCGGGCUUUGUGGACUUCCCUUCCAUUAAAGUGGACCUGAAAGUGUCUGUGCAGGUGUUACCCCUCUCUGUCGUGUUCAUCGCCAUGAUCGCGUUCAAUAACCUGUGCCUGAAACACGUCGGAGUCGCCUUCUACACGGUGGGCCGCUCACUGAGCACAGUCUUCAACGUGCUGCUGAGUUACGUCAUUCUCAAGCAGACUACGUCACUGUACGCGCUGCUGUGUUGUGGCGUCAUUCUGAGUGGUUUCUGGCUCGGUGUGGAUCAGGAAGACGCGGCUGGCUCCCUCUCCUGGACCGGGGUGGUAUUCGGGGUCCUAGCCAGCGCGUGCGUCUCCUUAAACGCCAUUUUCACCAAGAAAGUGAUGCCCGUGGUGGACGGAAGCAUCUGGAAGCUGUCGUACUAUAACAACCUGAACGCGUGUGUGCUCUUCCUCCCGCUAAUCGCCGUGUUCGGAGAGCUGCCGCGCGUCUUCAAUUUCACCGGCGCCUCGGACGGCCAUUUCUGGGGCAUGAUGGUCCUCGGGGGUGUUUUUGGCUUUGCCAUUGGCUAUGUGACAGGACUGCAGAUUAAAUUCACGAGCCCUCUGACGCACAACGUGUCAGGAACGGCGAAGGCUUGCGCGCAGACCGUCAUUGCCAUCGCGCUCGAGCACUCGCACAAGAGCUUGCUGUGGUGGAGCAGCAACAUGAUGGUCCUGGGAGGCUCGUUCGCCUACACCUGGGUCAAAGGUCUCGAGAUGAAGAAAGGAAACACGAGUCAGGACGUUCCAGCUCCAGGGGAGAAAAAUAAAGCAGACACAGGAGUAUGAAGAACAAAAUUUUAUUUUAUAUUUUUUAAAUGGUACACUGGACUAAAGGACAGGUACAAAACAGAAUGAUAAAAUUAUAUAUAUAUAUAUAUAUAUAUAUAUAUAUAUAUAUAUAUAUAAUAUUGGGCCUAUAACAUUUUGGACCUUUUUUUGUUUUUGUUUUUUUUGUUUUUUUUUUUUAAUAGAUAUCAGUUUUAAGAAUAACCAAUAAUGCUGGUGGAUAUAAUUAUGCAACAUACACUUUACAUCCAAUAACAUGACUCUUUCACCUCGGCAAACCAGGUCAGCGCCUAAAAUGAAGGCCAUUUCACUUUGCCUCGUUUCACUGCACUUGUGUGCAACAUUUUCUGUGAAAAGUUGCAAACGAACACAUACAUGUAUGUCUUGUAAGAUAAGAUAUAUAUCUUAUGACAGGAAAUACCUCUUCAUACCAGGAGGUGGCAGUUUUUUUUUUUUUUUUGGAUUUGCAAUAGAUGUCAUUUUUGCCAUCUCUUUUUAUAAAAUCUUAUGUAAAAGCUCGCAACAGAAACAGCCCCAAAGUUUUCUGAAAUUUAGAAAUUUCUAGAAUAUCAGCACUACUGCCUUACAUUCACAAUGUCACAACAGUGUUGGUUGUAGAAGUAUCAAAUAUUGUUUUUUUAUAAUAAUUGAAAUCUGAAAAAGAGUACAUCAUCUGUGAAUUACAAGAACAAGACUAAUCGGCACCUAACUAAUCGAACUGUCCAGAAGAUAUCCGUGCAAACUGUGCUCGUGCAUCAGUACACAUUUCAUGUGGACUUGAUUAAUGUGUGUGGAGUUUAUGCUGUAUUUUAAUAUUUCGUUCCUUAUUUAAGCUUUAUCUUUAUCACCUGCUUAGUACGUAGGGAUACGCUGUGUUUAAAUAUGUGUGUACAUAAAUGACGUUUUUAUUUCCAAAUUAUUUGUAACUUAGAUGCUGUGUUUCAGUUCUUUUUUACAUGAAGACACUAAUGGAUGUGAUUCCAUAAUUAAACGAGUGCACCUUUGGAUGACCUCAAUCACA